Chinchilla lanigera (long-tailed chinchilla) is the source of this 321-nucleotide messenger RNA. Its product is annotated as major allergen I polypeptide chain 1-like. The transcript is spliced from 3 exons. Bases 1 to 321 code for a protein of 106 amino acids. Gene Ontology annotation, cellular component: extracellular region. Lineage: Eukaryota; Metazoa; Chordata; Mammalia; Rodentia; Chinchillidae. Gene Ontology annotation, molecular function: steroid binding. The record is from RefSeq and is a predicted model, not a curated record.
AUGAAGCCAGCUACUGCUCUUGUGCUGCUUGGGGCUGCGUUGGUCCUGAUCUCCGGCGCAAAUGGUGAACUGUGCGAAACUGUGAAAAAGGAUGUACAUCUAUUCCUGUUUGGAAGCCCUAAGGAAUAUGUUACCUAUGUGGGAAAGUACAAUCAAAACCUUGCAGUAUUAGAAAAUGCUAAACUUCUUAAGGCAUGCCUUGAUAGCAAGUUGACGGGAGAGGAUAAGGAGAAUGCAUCCAGUGCGUUGAUCAAAGAGCCACACUUCAUCUUGACCUCAGGCUCCUUCCAGGAAGUGUCCAACGAAGGUGCAGGUGUCUGA